GGCUCCGGAGCGCGUGACGUCGCUACUCGAGCGGAGCCGAGGCGAGGGAAAGGAAACAGCUGCGGCGCUUCGAGGUCAGCCUUUCCUCCGGCGUCUCGAGUGCCCCGCGGCCUGGCUGCGCACCGACGGAGGCGCUUCUUCCUAACGGUUCUAGCAAAAGAGGCCUCCUGGUGCCCGUGAAGUAAGUUAAUAACGGGGGGCAAGAAACGGGGGCAGCCCUAGCUUGCUGGGAAAGGGGAGCGGGGUGAGGUGAGGUGGGGGAGAUGGAAGGAAUACAUUAGCAUCCUUCCGAGAUCCCGCCAGAAUGGUGUGGCGCUGCGGUUCGUUGCCCCUUUAUUUUAUAUAUUUUUUAUUAGUUUUCCAUUUAAUAAUAUACAAUCACAUCAUUAUGAUUCACUUUACCGCUCAUGGACCUCCUUCCCUCCCGCCUCGUGGCUUUCAAAAUUAACCUUUAUAUCAUUGCAUUGUCUACGUUUUCCAAUUCUAGUUGCACUCAUUACAAAAUACCUCAAAGUUUAAAUAAAUAUAAAAAGAAAUAAUAUUUCUCACGACAAAUCUUCAGUCAACCCUGCUAGGGAUGUUAAUUGCUUACAAUAACCUUCCAAAUAUCGUAUAAAUUCACACCAGUCCUUUUGAUCCUGCUGGUUUUGGAUUUUUCCCAUCAACUUCGCUAGCUCUGCAAAGUCCAUCAUUUUCAACGGCUACUCUUCUUUCGUUGCUACUUCUUGUUCUUUCCAUUUUGGGGCUAAAAGAAUUCUUGCCGCUGUUGUUGCAUACAUAAACAGUCUUUUAUCUUUCCUUGGUAUCACUUCACUCACUUUCGUUGCCUGUUUAGAGCCAGACUUUCUCUCUUAAGAAGUAUGGCUUUCUUCUUUGCAGUGCAAGCCCUCAGGAGCCGCAUAAUACAGUACAAACUCCUCACUAGCUAGGGAACUUGCCUUGAGUUUUCAAUGACUUGGCUCUUUGUAGAAGCCGGUGGGUGUGGCCCUGGCAGAUCCAGUUUUGGCAAACUGCCUGAUCUAUUUGAGUCAAAGAGGUUCGGUUUCUACUUUUGCUGGGGUGAAACUGCAGCCCCAUCUCUUUAGGCUGCUUUGGCACUCGAUGGCGUCUUUGUUCUAAAAGGACUUGUCUUUUAUGCACAACGUUUGUUCCAUUUUUAGCUAAAUUCCCCAUCUUGUCUUCAUUUGCUUUGCAGUGGUGGAGAAGAAAAAAAUGUGCCAACUGAAAACCUAGUGCCUUUUCGCUCCUAGCUUUUCUAUCUCAGUUUCUAGCACUGCCCCAAAUACUAAUCUUGGAUUCAGCUGCAGUGGUGGUUUUGUCUGUCUUGUCUGUCUGCAUGGGCGUAGCCAGGAUGGGGGGGGCAGAACCUCAGAUUUGUAUUGAUUUGUAUUGAUUUUGAUAGAUUUAGAGGGGCAGAUGUCCCCUGGCUACGCCCAUGUCUGUCUGUCUACAGUCUUUGCACACCAGUAGAUGCGGCGUAGGAGCAGAAAAAGUUGAACACCACGCCAAAGCUGUAUUCAUAACGCUAAUCCAUAUUUGUAAGGCGAAAUGCUAUUAGGAAUGUUGGCGCUAUGGACCCAGAGAGUGAAAAUGGUAGUAAAUCAAUAAUGUAAGAAUCUUUUUUCCAAAGUAACCCACUCCCCCCAAAACACAUGUUGGCAUAAAAUGUUAGGCAUAUGUUUAAACUGUUACCAAUUUUCCUGUGGGGAGGGAGGUAUUUCUGCUUUUCUUAAUUCAUAAAAUAUGACAGUAGGUUGUUGUUGUUGCUACUUAGUAAAGUUUUAUAUAUGAUUCCUGUCUUGAGAAGUUGCAGGAGGCUAGAAUACUGCUAUUUUGAUGCUCUGUUUACUUACAUUUGAAAAUCAUGUCCUUAUUCAGGACAGGCAGGGCUGGGUCCAAGUGCAUAGAAAUGAUUGGGGCUUUUUCAUUUUUAGGUGUGGGCAGUGACCAUUUUUGUGACUUCUGAUCUAAUUUUAAUAGAAUGUAUGUAUUAUCCUGAACAAAAAUAGGAUUGGAGAGCUAAGGCUUAAAUAGUCACGAGUCGUUCCUCAAAAAUCAAGUGAGCACAAACUGUAGCAUUUAAAAUAUUUUGCUUUUAGUCUGUUUCGUGUAUUGUUUUUAAGUCGUCUUCCACCCUGAAGGCAAUUGCACAAUGGAGUAAGCCCCACUGUGGAUCUUACUUCUGCAUAAACAUGUAUGGGAUUGUGCUGUUUUUGAGAACCUAUGUAUUUCUAUUAUGUUGGCAACUGGGGUCUUAAAGGAAGGCCCUUGACACAUGUAAGAUGUGUUCUACAGCUAUGAGAUCUACCCAGCCUUGUAAAAGCCCUUAUUUCCUUUGGACUGGGUGGGGCUUGCCUGUGCCAUUUUGUUUCUGGAAUGACUUUUAGGCUGCUGUUCUAUUCUCCUAUCUGGGAAUAAACUCCAUUGAACUCAGUGAGGCUUUCUUCUGAGUAGAUGUUUUGGGAUUCUGCUAUAGGCCAUUUGUUUAAAUUGGGAAUGAAAUGUUUCUGCUGCAGGCUACAGUGUGAGUGUUAGUGCUUAAUAACUGUCUUCACAGCAUACUGCCUGCAGUGUUUAAAAAUAGCCCUCAGCUAAUUCUGUUUUGGAUUCAUGGAGCAGGAAAAUAUAUACCUGAAAAUGCAGAUUUCUAGCUGUUGUGAGGAAAGGUUAGAUGCAUGAGCAAGCUGCCUUUAUGUCUAACCCACCAGGCACACUCUUUCAAGAGUGGAGAAGGCAAGGCAGUUUUUAGGAAGCCACUAAAGAAGAGGACAGGCUACCUUGCAGCUUCCUCAAGAGAUUCUAACAGUUCUCAAAAUGUUAACAGGCUAUUUGUUCAUUCUGUUUUCCAUUCAGAGACAUGGAUGCAUUGCAAUCUCAUUCAUUCGCUCUAGUAAAUCAUUUGUCAUGGGGUGUUUUCAAAAUGUUUUUCUUUUAAGCUCCUACAAAAUAAAGGCCUUCCAUAACCUUUUACCAGAUUCAGUUGGUUUGCCAGCAAUGACCAUUCCUGGGCAGAGGGAUCCAUGCAUAGGUAACCUUAAUAUUAGGUUACUGUAAUGCUCUCUUCCUGGAGUUGCCCUUACAGCUGGUCCAGAAGCUUCAUCUACUACAGAAUACUGUAGUUCUGCUGCUAACUGGAACAUUUUAUCAUGCACAUAAGGCUGAGAUGCUAAGCUUGCGGAGCAGUUUUCAGGGAUGGCAUAUAGACCCCAUUUUUGCAUGAAUUGAAUUUCUUCUUACCCACCACCCUUAGAUGUGUUGCAGAACUAAACAUUUGCUGCUUGUUGUACUCUCUUUCACCACUUUUCCAUUCAAUACCUUGUGUUUGCUUUUAGGCAACUGAAGUCCACUGGUUGUAAAUGCCUUUGUCUGUUUGUUCUUUAAAAGCUAUUGUAAUAGAGACGAAAUGACACCAUCAUCAGAGAUGGGGGGAAACCUUGCAGUUCUUUGGAAACCUAGCACUGCACAAACCUGGGGGGUUGGUACUGGUGUGCCCUUCUUAUUUUGAGUUGGUACAAAAUGUCUGGGCUAAGAACUGUGUACCCAUCACUUGUUCUUUCCAGAGUCAAAUGAAGUAGAGUUAUUAGUCAUCAAAGUAUGCUUGCCACCCUUCACUCCUGUCAUUAUUCUGUGCAUUUUUGUCUGAAUGUAUGUGAUCUCCCCCCACUCCCUUGGCCCCAGGAUGGAGGGGGGGGUCUCAUUUUCAUGGCAGGGUGAAAGCAAACUUUCAAUCUGGAGACUUUAUACACGGUGCACCCAAAAUUUUGCAUACACCGGAUGUGAGCUCCUUGGGUACUGGGACAGGAAAUGAGGCAGGCUUCGUGCACACCACAAUGUUAAGAUUUUUUUUAAAAAAAGUAAUCCAUCAGUGUAUAAAUUUUGCCAAAUAAGCACUACUGUCAUAACCACAACGUUCUAAGAUUCUACUAAGAACAAUAGGACUGUGUCCUCUUAACUCUUAGAAACACUGAGGUGCAGAAUGGCUAUUGAUCCAGGCUAAAGUGUUGCAUGGAUAUGCCCCUCCCACAGGCACUUCUCCUUAGCCAUGGAUGUGUGUGUCAGUUGCUGCCGUUCGUGAUCUUGUCUUGGUUGCUUUCUGUUCGUCUACCCUGGGCCCCUUCCCAGGCCACAUCCUCUUUGAGUACUUUUGUGUGGCUGCAAUGUGUCCUUGAACUGUGACACAGUGGCUCUUGCCUGCCUGAAGCAAGGCAGUGUGAUAUGUGUGCUUGUGUAGAAGCCUCUGCCUUUCUGCACUGCUGCUGGGGUGUAACCUACGAUAAAAAGUGAGGGUUGCAUCCAUUUGUUCCCUCAGGUUGAAAAGCUUCCCUACCUCGUAUCUAGCCUCAGAACCAUCAGCAUUCCCAAUGUGUUCCCUUUCACACUGACUUUUGUUCAAUAUAUUCCAGCUUUCGUAGGGUCUGCGAGGACAAAUGAUGAAGUGUUAGUACAACUGAUCAUGUACAAAUCUCUAUGUAUGUAGCCUUCAACUAGGGAUAAGUUGAAACAGCAACCCUGGCUUUGCUGCUGUGUUUCCAAAGCUGCAAAGAGGCAGGUUACCUUUUCAUAGUGGGGCCUGUGAACAAGGCAGAGGAUUUGUUCAACUUACUGUAAGCAGAGACCACACUCUUGCUUGGCACUAUUCUCCUGCCCCAGCCCCUUCCCCUCCAGCUGUGUGAUGCAGCAGCAAAGAGAAGGCAGGUUGUAUUGUCCUCACUCUGAUUUUAAUGUGAUGCAAAAUAUACCCAAUGUUAGUGUUAUCUGGGCCUUCAAGGGAGGGUCAUUCUGUAACAGACGUGUCACUUGGCUCUUUCCUACGUCUCCAAUUUAUGUGGCGAUGGGAUGCAGAUGGGAAACAAACUCCCCACCCGCUAGCACAUCAGGAAUGUAUGGAUACAGGGGUUCUAUAUGAGACUACUGGCAGCUGCCACAUUCUACGCUAGCUGCAAUUGCUGUGCUAUCUUCUAGGGCAGCUUCAUGGAGAGCCCACUGCAGUAAUCUAAUCAGGCAGUUACUGCUUUGACCAGUCGGUCUUUGCACCAUACCUGUCCCACCACCACCCUGCCCCUCUCCUUCCUUGUAAGCAGCUGGGAAACGAGUGCAGUGGCUCCGCCCCAAGCAGCAAACGGCUUCUGAGGACAUGGAGAAACAAAGCUUGGUGUCUAUACCCAGAUGGCAGGUGUCCUUCCCAUUUUAUAUGCAAGUCAGAGAUCUGUGACCGAUCUCGGUCUCCUUGUUAUGUACUUGUACGAUUUAUGGGUAGACAAACUAAGGUCCAGGGACCGGAUCCAGCCCAAUUGCCUUCUAAAUCCAGCCCGCGGAUGGUCUGGGAAUCAGCAUGUUUUUACAUGAGUAGAAUGUGUCCUUUUAUUUAAUAUGCAUCUUGGGUUAUUUGUGGAGCAUAGGAAUGUGUUCAUUUUUUUUAUUCAAAAUAUAGUCCUACCCCCCCAAGGUCUGAGGGACAGUGGACUGGACCCUGCCGAAAAAUUUGCUGAACCCUGAUUUACGCUGUGGUGUGUGCAUAUCUUACUGCAUGCCCAAAUUAUGUGUUUGUAUGUAAGAAAUAUUUCGAAAGCACAUAUUAAAACAUAAUGCCCAAAGCAGCCCUGGGCUCCUUUGUCUUGCUUUAGGUACUCAGUAGCAUGCUUGCCGAAUACUAAAGGGUUACUUUCUUAUUGGACCUCAGCCCAGUAGACAGACCGCAGUGCAGAGAUGAGAUGUCUGCAAGGAGCUCGCGUACAUUUUUACUAGCUGGAAUGCCUCCACUCAUUGGCGAGCUGGACUGCACUCACAAUCUUUUUGAUGUGGGCCUCCCUCCCUCCCUCCGCUGUCAAAGUCGUGGCUGAGAGCUGUGAUGUUCACCAAGCUCAGCCCAAGGAUGAUCUUGCAGGGAAACUGGUGGGUGGUGCUGUAGGGGCCAGUUUCUGAUGUACCAUAAAGUUCAAUAUAUCUCCCUCCCCAAAAGGGUGAGUUUUACAUAGGAGCAUCCCCUGAGGAUGGUUCAGUGUUAGAGCACACCUUUUGCAUGCAGAAGCCCCAGGUUCCACCCCUGAUAUCUUCAGUAUGGCACAUUUAAGUGAAAGCACAUUUAAGUGAGUUUUGACUUUUCCUAGAAGCUGUACUGUCAUUUUAUGUUUAUAUAUAUAUAUAUAUAUAUAUAUAUAUAUAUUGUAUUAUAUAUAUAUAUAUAUUGUAUUAUAGAGCAAUUAGAAUAUUUAUUUUGUAUCACAGUUUUGUUCAUCGUGGUUUAUUGUUAAUCCUGGGAGGCAGAAAUGUAUUCUUAGAGACCUGCUCUCAGUAUAGUUGGAGUUGGGUGAACCAAGCAGCUUCUUGCGUUUCCUGUGUGGAGUAUGCUGAAGUUUAGGUCCAUCAGGAUAAUAAAAUUAAAGGAUUUUUUUUUGUUGGCAUCCACAUAGUUAAUAUAUCUCCUUUUCUUCUGUUAUGCAGCAUCCGCCACCUCAUCUGUUAACACUGAUCCAGAAGUCAUGUCAAGCAGCGGAAAGGUAAGGCAUUUUCAGUUCCUGCUCACAUAAGAUACUUCAGGUUGGUGACAACCACCAUACUGACAAUUUUGCCUUGGUGUGAUAACCUAGGUGGGCAUCUCUUGUUUCUAAUCUUGCAACACCCUGCUAAUGAGGGAAGGUCACUCAGGCUUUUGAUAUCAGGAGUGAAGGAACGAAUCUUUCCCCUUGCAGCUGUGGUUUGUUUCUGAGAACACGAUCUUGAGCACAGUUUACAUUCUUUCCUCCUGCAGCCAGCGUUGGAGCUAAACAAAAAGCAGAUGUAUAAUAAACUCCAAAAAUGAAAUCUCUACAGUGCAGAGUAGGAUGAGUGAGCUGGGGGGAAUAGAAAAUGAAGCAGAAAAGGGGGAAAGAGAGGAGCUCUGUUCGUUCAGUCAAUAAAAGUAGAUGUAGUUCAGAUUUCCAGAGGCUUCCAUAGCAGAUGUGUUAGGGCAGGCUUCCCCAACCUCAGCCCUCCAGAUGUUUUUGGCCUACAACUCCCAUGAUCCGUAGCUAGCAGGACCAGUGGUCAGGGAUGGUGGGAACUGUAGCCUCAAAACAUCUGGAGGGCUGAGGUUGAGGAAGCCUGUGUUAGGGGAUAUUCGGCUGCAAGGGCAUCUUAAUUGAGGGGCUGAGUUGAGGCCUUGUUCUGAGUGCACCACUUUAGGUGUUUGCUGUGUUUAGGGGUUUGCUGUGGAGGCAGCUGAGAGAGGCAGUAGGGCUGCAAAAGGAGGAGCAUAGAGGGAGUUCAUUAAUUGGGCUACUCAUUACAAGUGCUGUUUCAAAUAAGGAGCUGGGAACCGCCUUCAGCAUUGUGAACAGAAUCAGUCCAAAAUUGAUUCUUUUUUCUUUUUGAAAAAAGAGAGGGGGUUGCCACAUUAAAUAAAUCUGAAGUGAAAUCUUCCUUCAAACAUUGCCUGAGAUGUGUGGGAGCUGCUUUUGCCUCGGUGGCUGCUGGAGUAAUGAUUAAACAACUUGGACACAGGAGUGAGGCUGCCAAUGACCUGGCUGGGUUGCACAUGAUUGGGUCACUUAAAUAUUAUGCAAGCAACAAGGAUGCUGCUUCCAGAAAGCUGGCACCUGCAUGACUAGGAUGGCAUUUAAAUAUCUCCCGAGUUGUGAAAUCAGUAAGUGCCAGACAUCUGUGUGUGAAAUCAGUCUAAAUGUAAUACUACGUAAUUGACUUUCUCUUGGUACUGUACUUAAUAAUUUUUUUUGUCAUGCAGUGGAUAUUGGUCAGGGUAGAUGUGCCAGUGGGUAUUGCUGGAUGAUGUGGCCAGGCUCUUUUUCACACAUGCUUUGGUUCUGAGUCUAAAUGAACACUCUCACCAUAAAAAGGAUGCCAGCAGUUGUGAAUUUCUCUUCUUUUCGUGUGGGCAUAAUUUGAAAGACUCCAAUGGUUUAAUGUGUUCUGAGACAGUUCUUUCUACGUUGCAUCAUCAUAGUGGCAUGCCUUCUGGGGGGAAAUAGAAGAACAAGUGCUUUGUACCAUUUGUACACGUGGAACAGUUGAGGUUUGAAUGUCUCUUAAUGUGAUGGAUUAUUACAGUUUAUUAAAUGUAUUUAACUGGGCUACACCAGCAGCAAUAUGUAGCCUACCAGUUGGCUGUGAAAGAACAUCAGUGAACUGGGCAGGGUGAGUGAGGACACUAUAUGGAUUUUGCACCUUGGAAAGCAUGUCUUGGGCUUAAUCUGGCAUUGGCAAGGGAAAGAAGGCUUCAGCUGUACCACCCAUCAUCUAAAGGGCAGUAGAGCCUAAGCCUACUAGAUUGGGACACUGGGCUGAUGGUAGUUGUAGUCCAAAGCAGCUGGAGAGCAUCAGGUUGUCAAAGGCUGGCCCAUGCUUUAAAAGGGGGCUGUGAGCUGUAGGUUUUAGAAGUAGCAAAACCUUGCAUAAACCUACUUUCUAUAGAUGAAAGUGAUAUUAGUGUACACACCAGCAGCAGUGAAUCUUCGUUUAUCUCUCUGGAAAAAACUGCCGCCUAAGCUUAGUCAGGUGCAAGUGUAGUCUGAGAUAAUCUAAUGGACCCUCAUAAUCCUUUCUGGUACUCUGCAACAACAGGUUCCUGUGCAUUUCCAUCUCUGGCCCAUUGUCAUAUGCUUCUUGAUGGCAUUUUUUAAAUAAAUAAAAAUUCCAUGUUGCUUCAUUCUAAUAGAUGGCCCUGGUUCUGCUAUGUUAGUUAAUUGCCACACAGGGUGACAAGCUGCAAAAAAAAGCACCCUGGCACUUCAUAUGUUUAGAACCCAGAAGCUGCCAUGCAGGAGAAACUCCCCAGAGGCAGAAAAUCAUUCUGACAGCACACAGUGGGCAUCCCCCCAACUUUGCUCUGAUGCACUUUGAAUAGCUCUGGGGCCCUGAUAAAUAUUUCAGGGAGUCUUAGAGGAAAUCCCCCAGGGCAGGUGCCAAUGGAAGCCUCACACAGCUGCUGCUUUUGGCACACCUUUCAGGGGGCAAUUCUUGUCAUGCAGUCUUUUUUGUUGCCUAACACUCUUUCCAAAGAUGGAAACAAAAAGACAUUUGCAGGCCGAAAGUUAAAGACCCUUUAAAGAUCUAUGGCAAUUUCAGAAACAGGAAAUGCUUAAAGUUGAUGGAAUAGUGGGCAUUGGCUCCAUAUGUGGACAGCCAUGCAGAUUGUGCAGUCAGCGCUUGCCCGCCACUUCGUCGAUCAACGAUAUGGAUCAGCAAGGACAAAGGGGAACUAUGGACUGUGGAACUCAGUUGGUAGAUGCACCCUGAACGACUAGCAUCUACUAGUUUGUUUGUCUGCUGUUCUUUGGUUAAGUAACUUACAACCAAAACAUAACAUUCAAGAGGCCUUGCUUAAGAUACUAUCUGCUUUCGUCAAUAGUACCAUCUUCUCUCUCCGCCCCUGUAUAUGAGCAUGAGGGUUGAUUAAGUUUCAUAAAUGAAUAUGCUAGUUUUCAUUCUGAGAUCUGAGUGCAUGGCAAAGGAGAUACUGCAUUGUAAUACAGUUUAUAUCCUUGAAAAUUAGUUCUUCAGCAUGCUGCUGCUGAAACAUGAAAAUAGGUAAUGGACCUCCCAAAGAUGCAUACCAACUUCUAUUCCAAUACUUCAAACUUGUAGCUGGAGGUAUUUUUCUUUUUUUCUUCUGCAUACCAAGCUGGUAUUAUAACAUAAUUGGGUUCUGAAUGUGUGGGGUUUGGGGUUUGUGUUGCUUUUUUUGUAAUUCUGUUGAAUAAUGAAACGUUGGAAUGAAAUUUAUUAAAGCACAGCUGAAUGCUAGACAAAAGGCCUAACUUUGUGGCCAAAAAAGACAGGGCAUCUGUCAGCAGUAGAAUAAUAGUGCCUAAGAACUUAACACAGUCUCUUUUCUGUGGCAGGUGAUGUUUUUUUAAAAAAAACCCACCAUACAAAUGGCACAAAGAGGACAUUCUGUACUCAAGUUACGGGAAUCUGUGUUGAUCUUGUGACAAGCACAGAUGCACUUUGGGGAGUCUUAUCCGUUUCUAAAAAUGCAUGAAAAUGGAACGCCAAAACUAUAAGACUUGGAAGCUGCUGCUUAGGUCAUGCAGAUUCUGUUUCCUGAGAAUCUGUUUAUUCCAGAUGCUUUCCCAAUCAAUUUCUAGUGCAACAAAUGUGCUGUUACACAUUUGUUGUCACAUGCCUUUUCUUAAAGCUGGACUAUUAGGCAAGUUGUGCUUUUCUAGCAGCUGGGAAAAUGUGUCUUAUCCCAUCUUAACCUUGAGCAGGAGCAAAAAAGGCCUCCUUUGUACAGAUUUAUUUAUUACAUUUAUAUACCAGCUUUAUCUCCCAAGGAUCUCUAGAUGGUGUACAUGUGGUUCUCCUCUCCAUUUCAUUCUCACAACAACCCUGUGAGGUAGGUUAGGCUAAGACAGGGAUCUGCAACCCGCGGCUCCGGAGCCACAUGUGGCUCUUUUACACCUUUGCCGCAGCUCCGGGGCGGAUACUAGCGAGGGGAGGAGGCGCAUUGUGCGCCCCGACACUCCCCACUGUGGUGGGCGCUGUACUGGCUGUGACGUCGCAUGGGGCGGUGCGUGCGUUAGUCACGCACCGUCCCGACGUCACCUUCCCGCCCGCUGUCAGAUCGCGGCUCCGGAGAUAUAUUUAUUUUAAAUGUCGCAAUGGUUUUGCAGCUCCCAGUUGUUUUUUCUUCGGAAACGGGUCCAAGUGGCUCUUUUUGUCUUAAAGGUUGCAGACCCCUGGGCUAAGAGAUGGUGACUGGCCCAAGUCAAAUGAACUUCAUGACUGAGUGGGGGUUUGAACCCUGCUAUCCCAGGUCUUAGUCCCAACCGUCUCCCCUUGGAGUUGCACCUGUCCCCUUAUUGUUGAAGACAUUUCUGUGUACCCAGAUCUUUUCAGUUCAAUAGGGCAGUAUUUUAGCUUCGUAUAGGUUUUUAUUUAUUGAUGCAGUUUAGCUGUUAUGCUUUGUAACAGGCUCUGGGCUCCCAUUGGAGGAAGUGUGAUCCACUUAUCGUAGGCUUAUGUGGUUUCCCUACACGCAAGUGAUUUUUGCAGAAGUAAUGCAGGGAUGUAUCAACGUGACUUUCACUUUUUGUACAGCCAGUCCAGAAAUCUGGUACAGUUCACAGAGCUAGCGUAACGUAAUAAGACUGUGUGUUGCACUUGGACCCUGGGGACAAGAUUUUCAAUUCGCAGUUUGAGGGUGAGGCAGUUAUUUACGGAUUUGUUCAGGGACAUAUCGCAUGGCACAUGUGACUCUGGAAACUCUCGAGGGUGGGUUUUCCUUUUGCAUUUCCUGGUGAUCCCUACAUGAUUGAAAUCCUCUAGGUCUGUGUUUGUCAAACAGUGGGCCAGGACCUACCAGAACCACUUCUUGCCCAGUGCCUCCUUACUUGCCUGCCAUGCCAGCACCAGAAACUCCUUGCAGUGGUGUUCAGGACCAGAGAGGUUACAGGGGGGAUGAGGGCAAAGAGUCAGGGGGGUAUUAAAUGAAAUUAAGGUGAGGGGAAAGGUGGUGGUUAAAUAAUAAACUGAGAAUAGAAAGGAAGUAGAUAAGCGAGGGACACCGCUAUAGGAGGAAGUGAAUGUAUAGGGUGAAGGAAGUUGGUGGUUGCAGGGAAAAUACGGCACCAGUUCAGUGUGAAAGGAGAAUGGGAGAUUAAACCCACUGGAAAUGAGUAAAAAUAUUUGGAAAGGAAUGUGGAGCUGGGAAGCUUUCUUCACUUAGCACUUCCGGAUCAGCAAAAUCUGCCUAAAUAAAGAGGGUGAUUCACAAUAUCUGCACAGCAAAUGUCUGUACUUUGCUUGAGGAAAACUGAGCUGUGCUACUCCUUGCCGGAAGGAAAGCCCUCUGGCAAAUACAUUUGGCCAUUUCCAAAGAUGGAUUAGCUAUCAGUAGAAACUGAUGUUGGUAAUUGUGUGUGGAUUAUGCCAAACUGCCUCCAUCUGCCGCCAUUUUGUCACUGGGGGUCUUCAGUAAUUUCCAGCUGUUUCUAGUGGGUCUGGGGGGUGGGAAGUCUUGAGAAUCCCUGAGCUAGAUGUGAAUAGAGUUGGCAAAGGUUUUUCCCUCUGAACAACCAGUUGGGUAUGUGUGUGGGAGAUGCUGGGAAGAUGACAUCUAUCAUUCUCACAUCUUGUUACAUGAGAGCAUUCUCCCAACCCUCUGCAGAAAGAGGAAUAAUUGUGAAGUGGUGUGUCAUAAGUCCUGGAAUCUCAGGACAGACAUUUCAGAAGGUUCUUCUAGAGAGAUUAGUGUGGGCAGCAGUGCCUCAGCUCCUUGUGCACUGAUACUUCUAGAGGGGUGGAUGUGCAAGUAGGGAACUGUCAUUGUGAGACCAAGUUGGCAAUAUGAAUAGAAGAGCAGAAUUCUGGGCAGAGCAGCGCCUCUAUUAAUAACUUCAAGGGCUCUGGCCAUCUGUCAGGAAGCCAGACUGACUCAUCGGUGUGGGGGAAGGGAUAAGGAGAAACUGAUUUCAAGAAUUGCCUGUGCAGUUAGGAUAUUCAGAUCUCUUAAGCUUUCUUCAAAAUCUAGGGGCCCAUUUUCCACCAUGAUUUUCUUCCCCGCAUGAGAAGCUCUGAACCUGUGACCCGAAAGAGCAUGGGAAUUCUCAUGGAUGUGGCAGUUGCAGCCAUGGAAACCAGUGCUAGGUCCAUAAACCUUUUUUUACAGGCUUCCCCAUAUAAUUCCAUACAUAUAUGAGGCCAAACACUGGCCAUAGCACCACAUGUGAAAAGGAAAGUAACUGUAUUGCAUGCAGCCAAAAUAGUUUUGUAGGAAGGAUUCUAAGUUUUUGUCUAGUGGGGUACGUUGAAAGAUGAUGCACAACUUUCUGACUGUGGGAGGCGAUAGUCUUCUCCUGAAACAACCUGAGCACCAUGAUCAGGGAUAGGGAAGGCUUGUUUGGCCUUGAGCUUCUGGCAUCCUUCCUUUCAGUCCUUGUGAUGGAACGUCAAAUGCUCAAGGGCAGUGCUCUGCCACUGACUUCCAUUGUGGUUUCAUUUAUGCGUUGAACAGUCUAAAUACCUCUGCCUCAACAUCAAAUCUACUUUGCAAAGGUUAACCCUGACAGGUGUUACCAGAUGUAGUCUUGCCAUACAUUUUGGUUCCCAGAUUUCCAAAAGCGUGGAGGCAAACACCGUAGUUCCAAAAUGCCUACCUAGGUCUGGCUUUGGCAGCUUAAAGAAUAUCUGUUGGCUCACGCCAGCUAAGCCACCUUGGCUGACCUGUGCUCUGAUGCAACUUGAAACCUGGCUGCUUUGGAGACUGUAUUGUUCUGUUCUGGGCUGUGGUGAAAUCCUUCAGGGGAAAGAACUCCACAAGUGUGGAGCAGCUGCUGGACGUGCCCUCCCACGUGCCACCAUUGUAUACAUUCUGCACAUGGCAUAUUGUUUCCUUAUUGGGCCGCCUAAUUGGUAACAGCCUCAUUGUCUUUUUCUCUUUGUUUCUAGGCUGGGAGAUACAGGGGUUCAGUGAAGGAUUAUCCAGAUUUUGAUGCCAACCAGGAUGCUGAGGCCCUCUAUAAUGCUAUGAAGGGAUUUGGUAUGUGUCCUGCAACAGCUGUCUUCUGCGCACUUGAAUUUAAAAUUACUGUGACAUUAACAGGAUUUUGGCUUCAUUUUUCCUAUAUUUUCUGUGGUCCCUAUUCUUAUCUGGAGUUGUGUCAGGGGGAAAAGUCAGGGUAUAAAUAAAUAUAUAAUAGUUUCAAAUAGGAACUGUAUGGUUUUACUGUUUUAGGCAUGACUCAUCCUCUUUGUCUUCCGCAGGCAGUGACAAGGAAGCCAUACUUGAACUAAUAACAUCCAGAAGCAAUAAGCAAAGACAUGAAAUCUGCCAGGCAUACAAGGCUCUUUAUGGCAAGGUAAGUUUGAGAAGUGAUUGUUCUGUUUUGCAAGCAACUACCAUAUGCAAGUUUCAUCUCGGCUGGGGAGAUUAAUGAAAAAUCUCUUUAACUUUUGGGGAACGCAGUUAGUGGAAACCUUUCAGAUGUGAUCCAUAGAUUCUAAAAUUGGACACAGCAUGGGGCAAUUCAAAGGAAGCAGCCUGAAGAACAUGGAGGGUAGAAUUUGCACCAGGCUCCUAAAUCUAUAUCUCUUUACUGGGAUGUGAAUGGAAUCCCUGCCUUGCAACACAGAACCCCUCCUAUACAACACUGGCAGACAUAAAUGACGGGAUCAGAGGACACACUAGAUUUCAUCCUACCUGAGCAUCCUGUUUGGGAAUCUUGAAUCUACUAUUUUAGGCAUAAGAUACCCUGCUAGCCUUGUUGACUGCCUAAAACCCACUACACACAAACACACACACAAAGAGAGACAGAGGGUGAGUGAGUUCCAGAAGCCUGUAUUUCGCAGCACAGAUGGGUUUGAUCAACAGGGACCAAGAAGGACAUUCAUAGAAAUGAAUUUCUUUUUGGAAGUCCACAAAGCUGGAUGCCAAAUUUGCCAGUGAUCCUUAUAUCCUUCAUUCUGAUAACUUUACCUUUCAUACCCAGCAGAGAGAGAGAGAGAUAAAGACACCCUUCCCUUGUCUACAUUUUCCACACAUCUUAAGCCCUGUUCACAAAACACAUGUAUAUAGGGCAUUUAUGCUUUUAAGGAGGGGGCAGCAGUACAGCCCCAAUCCCUUAGUUCAUUAGUUCCCUACACGUUUGUAAUGUGUGAAUAGGGAUGCAGAGAACCCCGAGUGUGAGAAGUUUCUUUCUUUGUUCUGUCAUGAUUGAUAGCGCUCACCCAUGAAUCUGCAGGGGGUGGGGAGGAACUCCAAGAAAGGGGUUGGCUCUAGCAUCUGUUUGUACUGAGCUUUAAAGAGAGGCGGAGAGAAGAAAGUUUGCUGUGUCUCUGUCCAGGGCAAAGUGAAAGGCAAUAUUAUUUCCCACUGCUGAGUCCCCUGGGACAUGCUGAGAGUGGGGUGGGGAGGGGCAAGGAGGAGUUGGUGUCAACCACAAAUAAUGAUUGCCUGCUAAGCCAGAAUUUGUGAACUGCUGCACAGAUAUGUGUCCAUUAGUCUAGUGUGAGAUGGCUUCUUUAGCACUGUAGAAAUGGGAUGUUGGAAAAUAUUUCAGAAUUACGAGGGUCUUUGCAUAGUGAAGUGCAUUCAGCCAAGAUGUUCCAUUUCUCUGUCUCCACCCCCCACUACCACCUUAAUCUCUCAAAGUGGCACUUUGCUAGAUAAUAACAUGCCUUUAGUAAGCAAAUUCUUUAUCUUCCUCUCAAACCAUUCCAUGCUUUCAAAUAAUUUCAUUGAGAACCACUGUAAUCCAGUAGCAAGAAAACCAGUCUUUGAGUUAGGUGGCCUUUACUCAGUAUUGGGAUUCUGCCUUUGUCAAGGAGACAUUAGGUUGCCCUGGGUAAGUGUCUCCAAUCUGCAAAAUGAGAAUAAUAGGGAACUACCUCAUAGGGUAGUUUGAACAUUCAAACAAGUGUUGUAAUAUUUAAUCUGAAUUUGCAAAGUGGUUAUAUUAAUUAUUAGUAGCAACAGUGGUAUUGACUUCAGUUUCAUUGCAGAAAUUCAGCCUAAAAUAUAUCAUUGGCUACAACCCUGUGUACAUGAGGACAAUGUUGGUUAUAGUUGGAGCAGAACCAUUGAAAUUGAUGGACUUAACUAACAGGUCCAUUAGUUUCAGUGGGUCUUCUCUGAGUACUACUUGGUUUUCUACAAGCCAUAGUUUCCUGUUGCUGCUCUGUCCACAUGUGAUGCAAGAGUGUUAAUCUAACAAAAUACGUAGACCUCGCUCUGACAAUAACCUUGAACUCUGAACCUUGAAAUUACUUGUAAGACCACAGGGCCAUUCUGACCAAUGAGACAUCUUCCAACAAAGUGAACCCAGGAAGCAAUCUCAUUUUCUCUCUUUUCCUCCUCUGUCUUUUCUGCCAUUUUAUUAGGACUUGAUUGCAGACCUGAAGUAUGAACUCACUGGGAAAUUUGAACGGCUGAUUGUGGGCCUAAUGAGGCCCUUGGAAUACUUUGAUGCCAAAGAAAUAAAAGAUGCUCUCAAGGUAAAGGGGGAGUGAGGGUUAGGGUUUGCCAUUUCUUUUGGGGCACAUGACAGCAGUGGCCUUCUUUUCACUGUGCCUUUCGAUAUCAUUUUUCCAUUGGUGAGUACAUUCAACUCAUACUGAUCUGCAGAGAUGGUUAUUUGGGUUAUUUCAUUUUCUUGGGUUGCAGUGUGCUGUAUUUCAUACGGCUGACUUGUUUCCCUUACUCUCAGGGUAUUGGGACUGAUGAGAAGUGCCUCAUUGAAAUUCUGGCUUCUAGGACCAAUCAGCAGAUACGUGCUCUAGUGGAGGCCUACAAGGAUGGUGAGUAUAGAGGGCAGGGGCUGUGACACUUCCCUGGAUUUUGAGCAGACUCCAGCUAAUAUUAAAGAUAUCCAUGAUGAAGCAGAGAGUAAACUAUUGAACACAGUGGGACUUGCUUCUGAGCAAGCAUGCAUAAGAUUGUGAAUGUAUCAUAUAAUUGGCACAUAAAAUAAAAUGAGUUUCUUCCUCCAUCUUUGUUUGUUUAUAAAGAUUUAUACCUUUUAUAAACAAUUUCCUGCUUUGGGCAAGUCCUGCUUUGGGCUGCUUACCUACUUAUCUCUUCUGCCCUAAGUCUCCUUACAACUUAGGAUAAUUUUGUUUUAAAAAUUCCAAUAGAGUUAAAAAUGUAAGUGCUCAAACUCCCAGCCACAUGAACAUAGGAGUCUCAUUUCAACCCUGCAUCCAACUUCCAUUGCCUUGCUUUAUUCUCCUCAAUAUAUCCCACUUCUCCAGACCCUUAUUUUUUGACCCCCUUUCCUCCCCUCUAGUCCUACUGCUAAUGAAUGCCUUUGUGCCAUGGGUUUUGAUAACUCAUCUCUCUCUUUUUUAAACAUUCCCAUAGCAUAUGAGAGGGACCUGGAGGAAGAUGUUGUAGCAGACACCUCGGGACACUUCAAGAAGAUGCUUGUCGUCCUCCUUCAGGUAUGUUGGCCCCUGCACUCAGUAUUGUCCCUUCAGAUGUUUUGCAGUACUAAUGGGUUCAAUUCCUUGUCCUUUCUACAGGGCACCCGGGAAGAAGAUGAUGUUGUAAGUGAAGACUUAGUGCAGCAAGAUGCCCAGGUUGGUGCAAUUUACAUGAUAACUUGCCCAAUUAAUGAUGAUCCAAAGAGUGAACUUUGCUUCAUCUGGGUACAAAUCUAGAUUUAGGGGAAAUAGGUAUACUUGAAAAUCUGGCCAAUAUAUUGCCCAGGUGAUUCUUGCAGGUUUUGAAAUGAGUUCUCUCUGCAUGCACACACCCAAUGCAUCAGUUAUAUAGACCUAAAAACAGACACCCCUGUGAUGACAUCUCCUAGCAUGAGAGGUUCAGACCUGAACAGUGCAUUUUCUCCACCUAUCUGGUAUCUGCAGUCAAGGAUUUCAUGCUUUUCUGAGCCAAUUGGAGAACUCAUCAUUUCCUGGAUUGAUGUCUUGUUUAUGAAUCCAAAGUAGAAUCUCUGGUUCUAAAAUACUGCAUCUAUUGAAAUCAAACUGUUGAACCACUGAAAGCAGUCAGCUCUGCUUUCAAAUACUUUGUAAGACUUCUGCACAUACUUGUUGGGAUGUAGGUAUUAUGAAAGCUCCUGUUUAGAAAUUACUGGUGUUUAUCUUACUUUUAUAUAAAAGCUAAAUAUCCCCAGCAACUUGAACCGUAGAGUGGUGGUUUCCUUGCAAGUAUUGUAAGUUAUGUGAUCAGAACUAAGAUUGCAAUCUCCUGCUGAACAUAUUUCUCAAGUCUUUAGUAGUAAAUAAUACAAUUUGAUUUUUGUUUUGUUAAAGACUGAAUAGCUUCCCAGUAUGUCCUAGUGCAUCUAGUUGAAAGUAAGACCCAGUGAUGAUAUCCUAUUAUUACUUGGUUUGCUGAUUGCAUAAGUCUGAUAGAUUUUGCUUACUGUUUUUGAGAAUUCACCAAUAGUUUCCUCUUGAGUUGCAUGCAUCAUUAUUCUAAGACAAAUUCCUGUAGAGUUUCAAAGUUAACUGGACUUCUUUAUACUAGCCUCUUCAUGGUGAUCCCUGUUUUUAAGCUGCUGCUGUUGUGUUUGUGUGUGUUUGUGCUUUCUAAAAGAAUCUGUUGGAUGCUGGGGAAGCAAAAUGGGGCACAGAUGAAGCCGAAUUCAUUUACAUUCUUGGAAGCCGAAGCAAGCAACAUCUUCGGCUGGGUGAGCUUGCAUUCAAAUACUAGGUUACAAACAAUAUCUUACACUUCUUUUUAGCCAAACAUCACAUUUCUUCACAGAGUGCAUACCAGUUAAGACCCAGCCACACUUUUGCAUGUCCUGUGCCCAGGUCCAACUGGUUUUUCACUUGUCUCACACUUUCUAGGCACGAGUCUGAGCAGUUUUGCCCUUGCCCCUCCACUUUCCCUGGGAAAACCCUUUCUUUAGUGAUAAACUUUCACAGACAUCAAUCUGGAGAAAACCCGAUUGACAUUUGCUCUGACUGAGAGUUAAAGAGUGGUUUUCCGCAGGUUGGGGAAUGGCAGGGCAAGGGCAAGUCUGAAUGAGCCCUUAGUUACAAUGGACAGGAGUCUAUAAACUUGCCCUCUAGUGGCUGAAUUAUAUAACUGAUGAGGCCUUAUAGGUGUUCUGCCAGAGUUGUUCUUUGCAAUUUGGUUAUAAUGCUACCUUGGCUCCUAAGAACACUUUUUUCUGUUGGAUGAAUUAUUUGAUUAAGGGAGAAUUCAGUGCUGAGCAGAAAACUCAAUAGUGCGACCCCUAAGUCUUUGCAGGUAACAAUAAGACAGGAACCUUGACUUAAUGAACCAUAAUGUGCUUAUGGAGUCAGUUCCCUCUUCAUGCAAGUGGGUAAAUGAAUCAGGAAAAGAGCUUAAGAGUUACAUCUGAACCUGAGUUUGUAGCUUGUUUCUGCCUAACAAACCAGGAUUUGUAAACAAACAACAAACCUUGUUUUAAGGCUGGCUGUUGAUCCUGGCUUGUUGGGGGAGAAAACAUGUUAAAGGGCAACAUACUACAACUCCCGUGUGUGAGAGACUGUGCCUCUCCUAUGCUUCCUUUUCAGUCUUUGAUGAGUAUCUGAAGAUCUCUGGCAAGCCCAUUGAAGUGAGCAUCCGGGGAGAGCUGUCUGGAGACUUUGAAAAACUGAUGCUAGCUGUAGGUAAGUGGGUCAGAUCUUGUUAUUUGAAGUGGUGUGGCAGACUAGAAGUGACUUCAAAGGUCAGACCCUUUCAGCCUAAACCUGUGGGUCAAUUCAAAAUUAAAGAUGUCAAGGUCUUUGCUAACCCAGUUGAUGUUGGGUGUGCUUUAACAAAAGGCAGACUCCUAAAUUUUAUUUAGCUCUGAACUUCAGCUCUGGAUUAGGCACAUGACUUGAUUUAAGGGAUGGGACUUUUCAGUAUCUAAGGUGUUCUGGAAGGAUGAGAGGCAGAACUGAUCUUGUCAGCAUGGAAUGGUAAAGAGUGUUGGGGAGCAGAACAGAGAACUAGAGGUAGGGAUGGAAUGGAGUUUCCUGUAGGAGGGUCUGGCUGACUCGCUGGAACCUGGAACAGGAGCAAUCCAUACACCAUAAUUUUCUUACAGGUCUCAUUUGUGUUCUCUGAAUAUUCCAAAGCAUUUUUACUUUUGUGUCUCAGCCCAGGUUUUGAAGGGAUAAGGAAGCGAUUGCAUUUUGCUAGGCAACAGGCAGGGAGCAUGAGCCUCUAGUUAACACUCUCUCCUGAUUCUUCUUUCCACAGUGAAGAAUAUCCGGAGUACAGCAGAUUAUUUUGCAGACAGGCUCUUCAAAGCCAUGAAGGUGAGAGGCAUUCCAGGAGCCUUGGACAGUGGAUUUCUCCCCCUCUUGAGUGCUUUGUGAUCAUGUUAUAGAUGUUGUGCUAAAUAUAUUACUACAUUUAACUGGUCUUGUUGUUUUUGUUCUAAAAACAGCUUGUCAGUAUUGAGACUAUGGAGGGCAAGGGCUUAGUCCUUUCUCUGCCACUUUGGUCUUGGCUUAAAUUCCCACCUAUCUAACUUGCAUUUAGCUUCUGGAGAUAACUGUCCAUUGACAGUAGUCCCCCCCCCCCCCAAUUUCCCCAUUACUCUAAUGAUAUUUGAGUAAUAUGGAUUUCAGAGAGCUUUCACUACAAACAUACAGCAUUUCUAGAUUUAGCUUUUCAUCUCCAGUGUCCUUGAUAGUGGGGAACACUUUUUGGUGAUACAGGCUUUCUUAGUACUCUGUGUAAAACCCUUAUAGAGGCAUAGGGGGUAGAAUCAACCCACUUCCUGCAAAAUGGCUGGGAGAGAGAAAGCUCACUCCCCACCAUGGGCCAUUGGAGCAACAGCUGUUCUGAUACCCACCUUCAUUGUCAGCAUUACCAGGGAUUGUUCUCAGGCUGUCAAAGGGCAGCCGUCAAAGUCCAAAGGGUCCAGAACUGUAUGACAGCUCCACUUCAGGGAAGAUGCAGCUUGACCCAAAAGAGGUCCAAGUACCUUCAAAAUGCUUAGGCCUCCGCAUUUGGGCUUUGUUCAAAGCACAUUCAUUCAUUCAUUCAUUCAUUGGAUCACAUUCCUCAAAAAAGAGCCCAGGGUAAUGUACAUCAGACACAUAAGCAAAAGAUGUGGAACAGUGCUUGCGUUCAUUAAUGUUUUUAAGCAAACCCUGAUUUCCACCCACCUCUACUUUGGGAUAUUUUGUGUGACCCUUGUUGAUCUGUUUCAGGGCUUAGGAACGAGGGACAACACGUUGAUUCGGAUCAUGGUGUCACGCAGUGAGAUUGACAUGUUGGACAUCCGGGAGAUAUUCCGGACUAAAUAUGAGAAGUCACUGCAUCACAUGAUUGAGGUAAAUACCGGUUUGCAGCUGGUCUACAAUGGAGAAAUGAGGGGAGGGGGAAAUCCUUCCUUCUGCUCCAUAACGAAAUUUCCCUGCUCCAUCUCUCAUACCUCACAUUAUGCUUCGGAAAGAUAAUCACCAUAGAAAGGCUUGGAUAGCCUUAGAGCAUGUAGGGACAGACUUCAGAAUUGUGGGAUCUGCUUUGUGGUUUUUUCACUGGAAUCUUGAGACCCACCAGUGGAGUCAGGUGUAGAAAUAGAAGGGAGGGUGGAAUGAAAACUCUGAGAGAAGGGCAAGAACUCCCUGGAGAAAAGGUGGGAUAUAAAUGUAAUAGUAAAUAAAAUAAAAUUCAGGAGCAGGGUGCCUCAAUGUAAGUACAUGAUCAAGCCAGGAAUUUGUUUUCUGUACUAGGGCUGACCUUGUAAUCAUUCACACAAAAGUUCAUUCCUAGUUUUCCCCCAAGCUUCAUUUCAGUAGACCUUAAAAAAAAUGGGGGUUGUUAACAAAUUUUGGGAGUGAGAAACACUUGCCAAUCUACUGCAAAUCACUUAGCAAUCUGCCAGUAGAUGAAGAACUGCCUCCUGCCCAACUUAGAGAGUUGCUUGAGCUAACCUUUACUUUCUGAGAAGCCUAUUUGGUGUUUUUGGCGUUCAUUUGCCCUUUUCUAUAAGAAUCCACCUCAUGUGACUAAAGGAUUUGGAGUUUUUCUUUCAUUUUCUAAACAAAAUUCUAAUUCAAGAAACACUGAAAUGGAAGAAAACUUGGGUCCUGUUUCCAGACUUCCCACAGGCAUCUAGUUGGCCUUUGCUCUGCAAAGAGUUCCCAUAACCCUCUGUUUUAAGCUGCAGUUUUGAAUCUCAUGCUCUCUGCUGUGGGUAUGGGUACCAAACACUUUAGGCCACCUUAACUGGGGAUUUUUUGCCUUGUGGAUGGCUCGUCCAUAACAGUUGAUACUUUGAGUGCUUGUGUGUAUGUGCAUUUCAAACCAACCAUCUUUCAUUGCCUUUGCAGAGUGACACAUCUGGUGAAUACAAAAAAGCGCUUCUGAAGCUGUGUGGGGGAGAUGAUGAGUAAGCUCUACUACUAGUUAAACAUUGCUCUGUGACUUUUAUUUCUCUUAACAAGGCUAGUCAGUAGCUGUUUUACUGUCUGAGUAGGGUACCAGUCCCUGAUAACAAUAGUCUUGGAAAUCCACCCUAGUUUGUCAUACUGCUAAACUUUAUGUUUACUACAGACCUGCAAAGACAGUGGGAAAUUUUCCAUUGGCAAAGAUGCUCAGGUUCUGUUUUUUGAAAAUACUACUCAUGUAUUAGUUAAAAAAUGUAUAGGACACUGGAAUAAUUUAAUCUUUAAUUUCUGGGGGGGGGGGGGGGGAAACAUGUCUUUCUUAGCUGGAAGCAUUUUAAAAAGUUGAAAACCAGACUGCUGUCAAUGCACCAUGCAGAUUCCUUUGAAUACAAGUAAAGCUUUUUAAGAAAAAACUUAGGGAGAGAAGGUAUAUAUAUUUAUUUGACACUGACCUUCUGACAAGGUUGAAAGGCAUAUUUUCAAACUGGGAUAGGAAAGAACCUUUUCAUCCUACACUAAGUUUGUCAUACAGCAGGGCUCCCAAGGGUUUUUCAAUCUCGUUUUGUUAAACCUAUGAGAGUCUGUAUCUGGGAUGGGCAACUUCAGCAUAUCCCUGAGGAUCAUACUUUCCUUUUCUUCCUGGUCAAAGUGUACUGAUGGUCAUUGUUAAAUGUGCCCCUUCUUCAUCCAUAGAAUCAUGGAAUUGUAGAGUUGGAAGGAACCUCGGGGGUCAUCUAGUCCAACCCCCUGCAAUGCAGGAAUCUCAACUAAAUCCCAUAAGCCAGGUGGCCAUCCAACCUCUGCCUAAAAACUUUCGAGGAAGGAGAGUCCACCACCUCUCUUGGGAGUCUGUGCCACUGUCAACAGCUCUUACUAUCCGAAAGUUCUUCCUGAUGUUCCCACACUAGUGGCCCAGCACCACAAUAAAGCUGGUACCAUCCUGCGUAGGGAUAUGGCAAUGGACGCAAUUGGGUAUUGCCAGGGCAUUCUAUUUAAAAUGCAAAGAAGAAGUGUAACCACACCUUUUCUUCCGUCCCAGUGGGGUGAGAGGGUGAGAAUGGCACCAGCUGACUAAUUCAAGGCCUACAUAGUAUGUUCAUGUGUCUCCAUGAAGUUCAUAGACCUUGUGUCCUAUCCCCUCCCUUUUCAGUGCUGCAGGUGAGUUCUUCCCUGAGGCUGCACAGGUGGCGUAUCAGAUGUGGGAGCUUAGUGCAAGGGCCAAAAUAGAGGUCAGAACCUGCUCCUCCCCUUUUCUGCCUGCCCUUUGCUGGCUCGAAACCACAGCUGCUUCACUCUGCGUGCUGCUGACUCCUUUCUGCUAGGCCUCUUGGUUAACCUUCCUGUUCAGUGCGCUACCACUAUAACCAAACACCUCCUUAAAACAUGCAUUUUUAACAGAUAUGGCUUCAUGGCAACCUUCCUCCUUACUCCUGAUCUUGUGAAUGUCUAUGAAUUGACUCCCUUGAGAUUCUGGUUGCUUCCCAAUACAUACUGGCAUGAAAUAGCUCUCUACUAAUAUACUGGUAUGAUUAAAGGGGGGGGGACAGCCUGAUGAGGUUGCUUUGUGUUAGGUGCCCACUGUAGCAUUACCUUAAGCUAAUGGAGCUGGAACUUGAAGGAAUCAAUCCACUGUGCCUCUUAACAACAUCUGGCUAUAAGCAGACACUGCUUUUUUAUGGAGUAUUCAAAAUACUGAGUUACCUACUGAUCUCUUUCAAAGGGUGAAUUCGCACAUCACAUGUUUCAUGUGAUAGUUAAAGAUAUCACUUUAUUAACUAACCCUGUAGCCAUCCCAGAUUAUUUUCCCCUCAUGGUAUACAGUUGCUUAAUGCCAGGAAGCAAGAGGUAGUGAUAACCUGUGGCAAUUGCCAUAACUGGAACAGACUGUAUGAACUCACCUUACUUCCCCUGCAUGUGAAAGAGGGAACCAUGUUCUCAGUUCAUAGAAAAGCCACCAGGCUGUCCUACUAGGAGGUGGGGACCUGAAUGAGGACAUCCUCUCCCACCCCCUAACUUUGGAAAAUGCAUGGGGAUGAACAGUGUCUAGAUGCUGUCUCUUUUCUUUUUUAUUAUUUUUCACACUUUCUUUCUCUGGAAAGCAAUAGCCCUUAUUAGGAGAUUCUUUUUUGCCAUUACUUAGACGCUUUCCCCCUGGCUUGGCUAUUUUUCUUUUAAUAAACAAGAGGAUUGUUAACUUCCCAGCUUGCUCUAUCCCUGAUGGCUGCUUUGCCCUUAACUUUCUGCUGGUUCCCCCUUUCCCUUCAGUAGGCAUGGUUUUAAUCAAAACUUCUGUUUCUGUUUUUCUGUAGCUGAAAGGAACCAUUUAUCCAGCUGCAGAUUUCAAUGCUGAUGGUGAUGCAAAAGUACUAAGGAAAGCCAUGAAAGGUUUUGGUAUGUAAGGCUUUGCAAAGGAGUUUUGCCACUCAUGCACUGUGAGGAAAAUCAGUCUCCUGUAUCCUGUGCAAAAUAUAUAGGCUUUCAGGAUGGGGGGAAAUUCAGAGGGUCUUAAAAGUCCAGAUUUCUUCAUUGAGAACUGUCCUACCUGAAACACUUUUUAAAUGUGUUUUAAGCACUUUUUUAAACACCGGCCUUCUCCAACAAAGUACCCUCCAGAUGUUGUUGGACUACAACUCCCAGCAGUCCAAGCCAACAUUGUCAAGAGGGAUGAUAGGCAUUAUAGUACGAAACCUCUGAAAGGCACCAAGUUGGGAAAGGCUGUUCUACAAGAUACGUCUCCAGAGCAGCUCCCUUCAAGACUGGGGAGGAGACUUCUUACCUCCUUUCGCUCAUUGCUCUGUGAUGAAAUGAAAUAUCUAGUGGAUUGUGUUAUCAUUUCAAUGAUUCCUGUUAUAGUUCGAUGGAUCAAUUCUCUGGUGAGAGAUACAUAUAUGUAUGGCCUUUCUUAUGUAUUUGGUAACCAACCCCUCUCUUAGACAAUUACAAGGAAUGGUCUUGAUGUUCUAUGGCAUCCCUUAAUUUUGGCUGUGUGGUCUAUUUUUUUAUUUGGAAAAGAAAAUAAUGCCCCCUGCAGCAUGGAGUUGUCCACCAUUGGAGGCAAUUUACUUUAAGCAUCCUCCACAUGGUAUCUAGGAGCCACUACAUCUACAAGAUGUAGUGUAGGGGCUGUUAAGAAGAAAUCUCCUGUGUGCUCUUGUGUAUCUUGGUUCAGCCUAAACAGAGUGAGACCCAAGUUUACUGCCUAUAGUUCCUUUGGUUUGUUGUGCAGGGUCAUUUGGGCAUCCAAAUUUUUACGAUUUGCAAAAUGGCAGAGGGAAUGGUACAAGCAAAUUCACAUAUUUGUAGAAAGCUGGAAAAUAUUGGCCUGUUCUCUCUCCCCCCCCCCCCCCCGAAAAGAUGUUUGCUCUUGCCAGUGAAUGAAUAUCAAAAUCUCAACUUGGUGUUAUGCUCAUUUGAACAGUUUCCCUCCCCUUGAUUGGUAUCUGUGGGACUGUGUCAGUUGGUAGCUCCCCAGGAUAAAAUGUAGGAGUCAAGUAUAAAUACUAUUUCUGAACAGAGUCAAGUCUCAUGAGUUGUCAAAAACCGGAUGACUCAUAGUUUAUUUUGUUGGGUUUCAGGCACUGAUGAAGGUGCUAUCAUUGAGGUUGUCACACAGCGGAGUAACACCCAGAGGCAAGAAAUCAUACAAGCAUACAAGUCUCAUUAUGGCCGGGUAAUUAGAGCAUUAUCUCGUAUUUUUCUAUUGUUCUUCCCAGUAUGUCUUUCCACCACCACCAUUUAUUUGUACUUUCAUCUGCUGCUGUUUCCUCCAAUGUCCAUAGAUGUGUCAUUAAAAAAUAAAUCCCUUUUUAAAAGCAGGAAUUUGGCAUUAUUAUUAUUAUAAUCUAUGGAAGAAAUUCAACUCCCCUAAUCAUUGUAUCUGCACAUGCAUAUUGGCUUGCCAGAUGAAAUGAUUCCCCUCUCUUCACCCUUGUGCUGUUCUAGGGGUUCUUCUGACCCACCAAAGAACCAACUGAGGGGGGCAUGUGGGGAAAAGAGAGGAGGGAAAGCCUAUUGCACAAGCAGAAGUCCUUUCAGAAAGUUUCCAUUAAUAGGAUUAGUUAGGUGAAUCUCACCCGUUAUUUUAUUUCUGAACCACCCUUCUUCCAUAGGAUUCCAGCAAAUUAAAGCACAUCACAAAAAUGGAUUGAGUGUUAUUUAGCUAAGUUUUACGCAGAGUAAACUCCUUGGAAUUAAUGGACCUAACAUGGUCAUGUUAAUUUCAGCAGGUCUGCUCUGACUAAAACUUAGUUCAAUAUCACCCAUCAUCUUUCUGUUGCUUGCUUAUAUUCCACUUUUAAGUCAAAAGCCCCACCCCAAGCAGCUGACUGUUUUAAUUACUUGUAACUAGACAAGAUUGUAGAAAAUCCAGGAACUGAAUUCCAAUGUUUGCUUGUUUAAAAAAUAAAAAGCAAUGGAUAGAAUAACUGUAUGUGUGUUUAUGGGGUUGUGGAUCAAGGCCAAAGUACUUGGAGAGGGUGGAGGGUUUUUAUCCUUUCCAGCCUUUGCUGUUUUCCCAGUGAAAAUCCCUCUGAACCUUCUCUUUGCCCUGUGUAGAACAAAGCAAAGAAUUAUGUGUCUAUGUAGGACAGUUUAGACUAUUAGCUUAGGAAAACAAUGCAGGGAGAGAGGGGUUAAACCCAUUCUCCUUUCCCAUUGUCAUGGGUGAAUGUUAAAUCAAAACUACUGAUCCAUUUGCUCAGUAUUGCCUGCCUGAUGGGCAGCAGUCCUUCAGGGUUUCAGAUCUGUGUUUCCCAUGACAGGACCUGAUAGCUGACCUGAAAUCUGAAAUAUCGGGGCCCUUGGCAAAGGUUAUUCUUGGACUAAUGAUGACACCAGCGCAGUAUGAUGCUAAGCAACUGAAGAAAGCUAUGGAGGUAUUGUAGCUUUGUAAGAUAUAUAUACCCAAAUGUGACUUUAUUGCUUAAUGUUAUAUAACAGCAGGCCCUGGGUGUAUGGAAGGCCCCUCUCUUUCUGAUUUAGGUUCUGUGAAUGGAAACUCACCUGAUACUUUUUAAGCGUCAGUGAGAUGAAAAGGAAACUUUUCCCUUGCUUUGGUACUCAAAGGACAUAAUGAUGUGUAAGGAGCAGGCCAAGUUGAAACUGUCCCAAGUGUGUCUACAGUAUAGAUCCAGAACAAGCAGGCUUGUUUGACAGGGGGAAACUGGAAGUCCACUUGUUGCCCUGGGGGCUACAAACCAUAGAGGCUCAGAGUCACAUAGCCCUGGUUUGUAGCAAGACUCCCCAGAGAACGAGGCCAAUUCCCCAUGCCGUCUUUAGAAACUAAAACUAAAACUGGGAAUUCCCUUUUGGUACUCACCCUUAUCAAACAGUAUGGAAUCCACCCCCACCCCUCGCAAAAAAGCUAGUUCCAGAAUUCAGGUCUCCAUGAGGAGAAAGGGAGGUAGGGAACCCCCUACUCUGCUUUUCCCUCAAGGAGAUUCUUCAGCCCUUGUGAGACUGUUAGGGAUAUUUCUUCUGGCCUAGCAUAACCUGCGUUUCCUGAUUCCAGUUCUAGCUGACUAAGCUGUGAACCACCCUCCUUUUAUUGAGGAGUUGCAGGGGGUUUCUGGAGGUCCCUGUGAGCUCAAGGGCUGGUAUUCCCCAGCAGUGAGAUGCCUCGCAUCCAGAAAUGUAGCCACUUCUAGACAGUGCUCCCCCCCCCCCCCUGUAAAAUGAAAUAAAAUAGUUGGCCUGCUUGUAGAUACUCUGAAAUAUAUUCUAACAACUGUCAUGUGCCUUUAUAAUCCUUUCAGGGGGCUGGAACUGAUGAAAGUGUUCUCAUUGAAAUUUUGGCCACUCGGAACAACCAGGAGAUCCAAGCAAUUAACACAGCAUAUAAAGACGGUAAUGUUCUCUGAGGUGCAGGACCCCUCUUUAAGGAAUAGGUGGACUUAUAAACACACACUGUGUCUGUGUGAGAGAGAGGGGGGGAGGGAGACAGAGAGAGAGAGAGGGAGAGAGAGAGUUGCCCCCAUGUUUCCUGUGAAGAUGAGGCCUUUGUGCAUCCAUAUGCCAAUAUGUGAGUAUACAAUGAUCACAAUUAGGAAAGACAAAAUGUCCAAAACCAAUCUUCAGGUGGGAGGUAGGAUGAGGAUCAGUCCUCUGCCAUAUGUUUUUAAUACCCCCAUCAUGAUGUCUUCCUCUACUCUUUUUUCAGCCUACAGUAAGUCUUUGGAAGAUGCACUGAGUUCUGACACUUCGGGGCAUUUCAAAAGGAUCCUCAUCUCUCUGGCUCUGGUAAGGACUCUCUCCUGCAUGCCUCCCAAAUAGCAGGACAAGUAGAAACCACUGAGCUGUUUCCUGACACAAAGGUGGAUAGAAGUGGUUGAAGGAGUUGGCUGUGCUUAGCCUGGAGAAGAGGUGAUUAAGGGGUGAUAUGACAGCCAGGUAGUUGCUUCUUUGAUGUAGUAAAGGAGCGUCUCCACCCCCAUAGUUCUGCCUGGACACUUGAGGUCCAGCGGCGAGGGCCUUCUGGCUGUUCCCUUGCUGCGAGAAGCCAAGUUACAGGGAACCAGGUAGAGGGCCUUCUCGGUAGUGGCACCCACCCUGUGGAACUCCCUCCCACCAGAUGUCAAAGAGAAAAACAACUACCAGACUUUUAGAAGACAUCUGAAGACAGCCCUGUUUAGGGAAGCUUUUAAUGUUUAACAGACCUUUGUAUUUUAAUAUUUUGUUGGAAGCCGCCCAGAGUGGCUGGGGAAACCCAGCCAGAUGGGCGGGGUAUAAAUAUAUUAUUAUUAUUAUUAUUAUUAUUAUUAUUAUUAUUAUUAUUAUCAUUAGUGAAUUGGUUUUCUGUUACUACAGAGGACAGGAUCUGAACCAUUGGGUUCAAAUUGCAAGGGGUGGUGGUGGUCUGGAAGAACAAUUCUGACUGUAUGAGCUGCUCAAGCUGCCUUGAAAGGUGGCGAACUCUCCUUUGUUACAUAUUUUUGAAUACGUAAGCUGUCAGGGAUGCUUUAUUAGUGGUACGGGGGACGGUUGACCAGAUGGCAAUGGGGGUCCCUUCCAACACUAUGAUAGGGAAACCUGUGAUGAUUUCUGCCUGUUCUUCAUGCGUUAAAAGUCACAGGAGACCUGACUGAAUGCAAAACCUGGCAACCUACUUGGAAUUUGAAGGCUGGUUUACGUUGUUCUGCCUGUCUCUGCACUGUUGCGGACCACCACCUCCUUUUUGUAAAGCUAGGUUAUUAUUUUUUUUGCUGCCCCACUGUAAUAUGCAUCACAUUUUACAAAUUGCUAGCCAUGAUGUUGCGGUCGCCUUGUGUCUAGAAUUAAAGCAGCACAUGAGACCCCCACAUUUUGAAUGGUAGGCAGCACCCAUCUUCCUCCUGCCAUUAGUUAUUUCCACAGGACAAGAGUGUUAGGUGGAUGGGGCAUACUAGAGAUGGAUGGUGGCAGCAGCGGUGAUAGUGAUAGCAGCUCUGUCAGCAUCAGCUAGAUGUCAUUGUGGUUGUCCAUAAGGCACGGAGCGACAUAACACUGCUCCUGUGCAUUGUGGCCCAAUUGUUACAGCAUCCAGUCAGAGCAUCCUUAGGAGCCCCAAUUGCCUGAGGAUGCUGCCUGCUGGUGUCAGACUUGCUUCUAGUCAUUUUUACAGAUGCUUUUUGCACCUUUAUUCACUACUUUCGAUGUUUGGACACAGGGGGCCCGUGAUGAAGGAGGAGAGGACCUUGCCAAAGCUCAGGCGGAUGCCCAGGUGAGAAAUGCACACUUUAAAAUAUAUAUUCUUGAAAUAAAACCACACAUGCAAAGGUGGUUAAUUUAUUUCUGCCUUUCCCCCGCAAGGCUGGGAAUUGAAAAUGAUGAAAUGAUACUCCCUGAUCUUUGCCUCUGUCAAACUGCCGCACUCCAUGCUAAAUCGUGUGGUUUCUGUGAUUCCAGAUACAUUGGAAAUAAGAUACCAGAGACUCCCCGCCCCCAAAUAGUUUUCUGGUGUUCUUAAAUGCCAUCAUAUUAAUGAUAGUGUUGCAAGUCCUAGAAUAAAGAGUUGUACCAUCCUGACAUUUUCAAUUAAUAUACAGUAAAGAGGUGGUUUCUGUUUUGGGAGUUUAGUGGUAUUGUUGCACACCAUGACUGUAGUUUUGUAAUCCAUAAUAAGGACAGCUGUAUUAAAAAUGGAAAAUGGUUAGGUAAUCCAUUUUAUAUGCACAUAGUUUGUUUAUGUGCCCCCAGCUAAGUUCUGAUUUAUGUGGAACGAUGCAGUUAGCAUUGUUACCAUGUGGGGGAGUGCUGAUACUUCUGCAUGCUUGUGCAUGUUUUUAAACCGACUGUGUUUUGUUGCUGCUGAGUCUACUUAGGCAGGAGAAAGAGAGAGAUACAGAGGCUGGUGGCUAAAAUGCUGUAUUUUAGGCAGGUCAUGGCAAAACUAAACGUGUGUCAGUUAGUGCUGAGCAAGGUGAGGAUGCAUAAUGGGACGUUCAGAAUACACCUAAAUUGUACUUGUUAGCGAGACCACACAACACCACCCACCUCCCCCUUCACAGCAUCUAAUUCUAACAUAGAUGUCACAUCAGCAUACUGAAACUGCAAGCAGGAUUAUUUUGGCAUGUCACUUUCCUCCCCCCACCCAAUCAACCAGAAUUGUUAUUUCCUGUCAUAUACAAAACCAAGCCCCUCUCAUCUUCCAUGUCCCUUUUGCCUUAGAUUUCUAAUUUCUGCUCAAGUGCUGAAUGCUCUCUUUCCCCACAAUUCUUGGUCCAUCUUUGGCUUGUCCCCUCUCUCUGGAAGCUCCUUGGGGCACAGACCUUGUGUUCUUGAAGUCUUGCGAAACUGGGCAUAUGUGUGCAUGUGUAUGUGAUUAGAACAUUCUUUACCCCAGGCCAAAGGUCCUUUGCAGAUAUGUUUCCCUUUCCUUUUCCAUUCUAUUUUUGGCCCUCUUCCACAUCUGAGCAUUAGCAGAUAUACUUUUUCUGAACAAAGGGAUAUAUUUUUCGUUUAGGUGUUUACUUGGACACAUAAAAAUAUCUGAAGGGCUGCACAUGGUCUGAGAAAUGAAUCUGCUGCCACUUUUCGGGAGCCUGAAGAACUUGGCUUGAGAGAUUAGAAUGACCCUGUUUUUAAUCUAUGAAAUCCUAAGAAAGUGCUGCACAGACCUAUCUCUGACCCUGCUGCCUUCCUCUCUCUCUCCCUCUUUCUCUCUGUUGUCAGGUUGUUGCUGAAACCCUGGUGAGUGCCUGCCAUUUUUGUUGUUUGACACUUUAUUCAGGACUCAUGGGGUGGACUCUCAACAAUGCCUUCCAAAUCACAGGGAGGUUUUUUAGAGUGACUACUUGUGCACUGUCAAAAAUGAGGACUUGACUUCGCACAAAAUGUGCAUUUGGUAAUUUAUAUGUACAUAUAGAUGCAAAAUUGCUGAACAUUUAAAUAGAAGUGCAAUACAUCUCGCCAUAGUGGGAAGGCUGUGGCCAGGUGAGCUUUGUGCAGACUCACAUUGCUGUCCAGCUGCUAACGGCUAAUGGGCAGCUUCAAGGCUCCUCCUGCUUUCCUUUUUUGGGCUCUUUACCUUUUAAAGUAGCCUUAUGUUGGUCAGCUCUUAAAACAGCAAACUAUCCUUUGACAGCCCUUCAAAGAGAGGAAUGUCUUUUGCUUAGAGUUGGGCACAUGGCCACUCAGAGGUUUGCCAAACCCAUCUUAGCCCAUAUCUCACUGGCUGUUGGGCCUGCCCUACUGCCUGUAUUCAUCUGGCUCUCCAACCAAAGAUAACCUGAAAACAUUCCCUUACAGUAGUGGGGGAGGAUAAAUUAUAAAGAAUCUACUGUUGGCUUAUUUAGGCAUGACUUCUCGCCUGCAAAACUGGGAAGGCAAGGGAGGGGGUAUGCUUCUCAAAGUACCCAGAGAGGAGCAGAGAAUGUCAAAGGUUUGCAUAAUAACUAGGUAAUUAACUGCACAGGGAGGACAAUUAAAAGCAAUUGGGGAAAUUGUUAGUGACCUGCUAAGUGUUCCAAAACAUAAGAGUGCCAUUAGUUGUGCUGUACAUUUCUCACUACAUAUGAAGCACAUGGGAAGAUGAAUUGUCAUUGCAUUGUUGCAUGUAUUUAUUGUCAAAAGGCAGUUUCACGCAACCUUUUUUGGUGUUUGGGAAGAAAUGGUUGCUAUUUCUGUGUGUUAAUGUCCCACAGGUGACGAUGCAAAAUAUGACCUCCUUUUUUACCUGUUGUGGCAAAAUUUCAAAAAACCAGCUGAGUUGUCCGUUUAGGGGUAGGAAAAGAUGUUAGAGUUACCUAUAGCCUUGAGGUUUCUCGAGGGUGAGGGGUGUCUUCUGUUAUAGACCCAUUAGGCCAGGAGUGAGGAACUGGAUCUGUCUGGCUUGCCACAUCUCCCUCACCACCACAGGCCAAGUUUGACAAGUCAGUCACCUGACAUCAUUGCCCCAUGUGGGCAAAGGCACAUUGCUUUGCAAACCCCCAACAAAAAGUGGAUUGUCAAGGCUUGCAAAGUGCCCUGCAUGAAACUUUUCAGGUAUUCUGAUCAACUACAGUCCCCCUUUUAGUCCACCUGCAUCUUUUUACCUGCCCCACACUUGAUGUCCUAUAUGCCUCCUUGUGUAGGGCCAAUAUGUGGCUUAACCAAAACAGCCUUGCAGGCCAAAUGGAGAGGCCUGUCAGAGCCCUAAUGAUUAGGGAGUGUCUCUCAGUUACAGUCACAUGGGACCUUUUUGAGCCUGAUGGUGAUCUCUCACUGGAUCAGCUCAAAUGGCAAUAUGUUUAGUACACUUGGAGAGAGAAUCGUACUUGGGCAGACUUCUACUUGUUGCCAGCCUUCUCAUAAUAGUCACAGAAGAUUUUGCUGAGCUGCUUUCACAAUCUUUGCUGCCAUAUUAAUGGAGGAAUACAUAGCAACCUUCUUACAGGAAUGCACUAGUAUAUAGGCUCUCAGGAAUCAAAAGGAAAAUAUUUCACUAGCCUGUAUCUUUUGCUGUUCUUCCCCAUCCCUUCAAUCUUCUUUGGUUUCGCAGAAAUUGUCUGAUGUUUCCGGUGAUGAUUCGACAUCUCUGGAGACACGCUUCAUGACCGUCUUGUGUACGCAGAGCUACCCCCAGCUCCGGAGAGGUAAAUAGGGAGGGAGUGGUGUGUUUGUUGAAUGUUGUGGAGCCCGUGCCUAGAUGCAGACUCAUUGACCUGACCUUUCUCAGGCCGUGUUAUUGUAGUUUGGAAAAGGGCAAUUAUUACCUCCUCAGGGGCUUUGAAGGAAAGAGGCUGCUGAUGCAAUUGUUGUGCUACAAAAAAGAAAGAAAGAAAAUCUCCUUUAGCUCAAGAACACCUGCUCCUCUGAUUGAAUUCAGGGUUAGGAGGUUUGUUUCACUAACUGUACUUUUCUGUAGAACAUCUUGAUAUUUGAUACUUCCCUGUGGCAGCACCUAAUCGCCCUUGAACAUACUUGACCUUGCCUAACACACUGUAGAAGCAGACUAAGGGCAUAGCAGUUUUAUGACCCUGCUGUGGCCAGUCCCAUUGCUCACUGAGGACAGUUGGCUAGUUCCCUAGCUUAGCUUUUAGGUCAUUCCAAAGCCGUAGAGGGUUCUAAUUUCUUAUUCUCUACCUUCGAUCCUUGUAGUCUUCCAGGAGUUCGUUAAGAUGACGAACCAUGACGUGGCACAUGCCAUCAACAAGCGGAUGUCUGGAGAUGUGCGCGACGUCUUUUUAGCCAUUGGUGAGUGUCUCUUGCACGGGCGUAAAAAAAAAGAGGCUUGUGCUUUCCUUGCACAUUGAGUGUGGACUUCAGCAAACCUUGCCCUGCCGAACUUGCUCUUGCAACUAGUCCACCUCAACAGUCAACCAAAUUUUUAUAAUAUUCCUGAGAUGAAGCAAGCUGGCUUUAGCUAAAUUUCCUGUUGUAUUCCACUUGCAAAAUAAUGUGGGGGGUGGUAAUUGUAAUUUUAUGUUGUAAACUGCCCUGAGAUCUAUGGGUAUAGGCAGUAUACAAAUUUAAUAAAUAAAAAUAAUAAAAAUAAAGUAUUUCACAGAAUUCAGCUAUUCCAGUGAAUGGUAUUAAUGUCUAAGAGAGGCUAUAUGGGCGAUCUAUUAUGUAUCCAGUGGGGACUUAGCUAUUGGCCUGUUGGGGAAGGAGUGGUAGGUGGGAUGCCUCCUAACCAGCUGAAAUCUUACGUUGGUGCACUAUGCACCUUUCCCAACAUUUGUCUGCAUGUUUUCAGUCUUUAUUUGUACAGCUUUGAGAGCUAGAAACUUGCUCUGUGCAGAUUUCAAACACCUUCGGCUGAGACUUGGCUGUUAGAUAGAAUCAGUGAAUAGGAUCUCACUGACACUGUAACCCUCAGCAGUAUGUCAUAUAGGUCUUAGAGGCUUCAAGCACUAUCUUUAUCAGUGACUUUCUGCUUGGUUGCAGUAUGUUGAUUCCCUCAGGCUGGCUGACCUGCCUGCAAUCUUGUUCUCCUGAACAGACUUUUAAAAAUGUACCUUCACCAAGACUAACAGGAAAUGGCCGCCACCCACUGCGAGCUUUGCCACCACUGAGCUCGAAUGUGGCUUCUUCAAUGGCUGCUUCUCUAGUCAUCUUGUAGCAUGUCAGUGGGCCUGUUGAAUUCACUGCAGACCCAGAGAUCCCCUCCAGUAGUGUCCAGAGAAGGACGCUGGAUAGACAAGAAGCCUGGAGAACAGUCGAGAGAAGCAACGCCUGCUGGAUGCAUUGCCCCUUGCUGCAUAGUUAAAACAUUUUGCAACAUCCUUGCACACUUAAAUUUUGCAAUUCCCUCACAGAACAGGAAGUGGCUACCCAACCAUCCAUAUGGCUUUCCUCCUACUGCAAACAACAGAAUCAUGUGCAGUUUUUCAAAAAAUAUCUAUGGUUUUUUUCUUUAAUGGAGAUGAAGCAACCACACUAUACAUUUAGAGCCCUCUGCUUGCAAACCUGGGCUCUAGAAACCUACAUCCAUCUGUGAUUGACCCAGACUGCAAACAUGAACCAUUUCCCCCACCAUGUCAACCAAAUUUGGACAUUCAAUACACUAAUUGUGUGUGGGGGGGUGCUUUCCAAGAGCUGAGUUUUCCUCUCCACUCCUUUCUUUCUACACACAAACUAAAAAUGCAACCAGAGACACCGUAGCUCUUUAAAAACAUGGGUGUGGGGGUUGACUGAGAUGGGGCUUCCUGUUCAAUGUUUUUAUGUUGCACUGCUCUUUCUUUCAAGUGCGGAGUGUCAAGAACAAGCAAGCUUUCUUUGCCGACAAGCUGUACAAGUCCAUGAAGGUAAAAACUACACUCCAUUUGCUGUUUUGACUCUCACCAGGGAAGGGAAGGCUAGAUCAGUAGCUUUUUAAUUACGAUAAUAAUCAUCUGAUUGCAAAGUAGGAGCUUGGGGUGGUUUCCCGAAUAGGUCUGCAUUUGAGAAGGCCAGGGAUGGCUAAUUCCUGCUUGUGAUUCACUGAAACAAUCAGGAGGCCCCUUCAGCAAAUAGUGUGUUGCUUGUGUGAAGGGAGUCGAUUUGGAGAAUUUGUCAGUGAAACAGAUGCAGCAAUGAGAGUCACAGUGCUCAAGGCUUGCAUCGUUCUACCAUUUCAAAUAUAGAGCUUUGCUCUAAAGAGGUUGAGUGGGGUGGCAGCAACAACUGAGUGAACCAGCUACCUGGUAUGUGCCCAGCACCAGCUCAUCUCUCAAUGCUGAUGUGCAUUAGCAGAACAGAUCAUGAAGCUCCCAUUCUACCAUCUGCCAAGUAUCACUGUAAACAAAAGCACUCUACCUCUGGUUGAUAGAGCUUGUUGCCACCUUUUCAAAAUAUUCUGCUGAUAGCAAUGUACGGGAAAGUCCCCUCACUUCCUGCCCUUGCUCUCUCUUUAAAAAAAUCAAUAAAUUCUUACUGGUUUUUCGAUCUCCCAAGGGUGCUGGCACAGACGACCGAACUCUUAUCAGGAUUAUUGUCUCAAGGAGUGAAAUUGAUCUGCUCAACAUCCGGCGUGAAUUUUGGGAUAUUUAUGACAAAUCUCUCUAUCACAUGAUCGAGGUAAUAAGAGGUUCUGGCUUUUGCCAGCACAAAUGUGCCUGUUUGUGUGCAGUGAGCUGUGCUGACCUUUAUGAUUUGUUUCAUGUACAUCUUUGACUGGGUUGUACUCACAGCAGCCUGUUCAUACCAGGUGAAUGUUCCACCCAAGCAUAGGUGGCAAAAAGAAUGUGCAGUCAUAGUAAGACUACUUCACACCAUUAGAAUUUCCUCCAUAGAGAUGUGUCUUCCUGUAAGAACAACCGUAGACUAAAAUUUGACGUGUAUGGGCAUAUGUGCUUUACCACGAUAGCAUCUAAUCAGACAGCUGCUAUGAGUAGCAGGUGCCUGAUCAAUGUACUUGUACACUUCCAAAAUUACCUGGGCUUUUUCCUAGACAGAGAAUGAGCAAAACUGUAACCUUCAAAAGCAGCCCUUCAGAUUUCUUUGAAGAAUAACUCAUCAGCAAACAAUAAUAAGGAGAUGCUAAAGGAAAUGUAACAUCCACAUUAAGAAAUGAUAUCAUUUUAUGCUAUCUUAAUAGUUACGGCUUAUGCUAAAGAAUCCUAGUCGUUUGAGGCUUCUCUGGCACAAAGUAAUGAUAGUUAAAUCCACUUAAAGGCUGCAGUGUAGAUACAUCAAAAUGUUGGCAUUGCCUUAAAAAGAUCAUUUUUAAGUUUCUUUAUCCUCCGAUUUACCAGUGAGGCUGAUCACUUGUAGGCAUUUCUGGUUUUCAUUUUGUCUUCCUUUCUUCUUUCAGAAGGACACCUCUGGAGAUUACCGCAAAGCCUUGCUAGCCAUUUGUGGGGAAGAAAAGUAACCAGCAGGUGACUCUUGUGGAAGCUCGUCCUCAUGUCUGUGCCGGCGUCACUCACAUAUGUGUAGCCUAGAUAUAUCACUGUUGCUUUUAGAAGCAUCAGGGGAUGUUUUGGAUCCACUGAGAAGAUUCACAUUGGCUGGGAGGGGGGGAAGAUAUUGCAGAAGAGCUUAACACUGCAAACAACAAAGACCACAGGGAUUGCUCAGUCCAGUGGGUAGGGGAGUUGUCUAAACUGGUGCAAAACUAAGUAAUGUACACAAGUCCAAUGAAGUAGCACUGUUGUAGGUAUUUUAAACCAAAGAAAUAAAAUGUUACACGUUGCUGGCCACCGGAA
This is a messenger RNA of Podarcis lilfordi (Lilford's wall lizard), 36848 nucleotides long. The record is from the annotation of a GenBank genome assembly. Lineage: Eukaryota; Metazoa; Chordata; Lepidosauria; Squamata; Lacertidae.